AUGAAUGAGUAUCAUUCUAAAAGUGAAGGGUCGGUUAAGCUUGAAAUUAGUGGCACACCUAAAGACAUGUUACCUCUUGACACUCAUACUGCAUUAUUAGCUCAAAUUAAAUUGUUAAAUAAGCAGCUGGCUGAAGGCUGCUUAAAUAAAGCUAACAUGAGUCAGGCCACUCGGAGAGGUUUGGAGCAGGUUAAUGAGAAUCAUGAAAUUUUGGCUAGAAACCAUAAAGUGUCAAUUGAGAAUUUGGAGACUCGGAUUGGUCAAUUAUCUAGACAAAUAGCAGUUUUGCCUAGCUCAAGUGGAGGAUUCACCGUUAAGACCGUUGAUAAACCCAAGAAUGAAACAUGUAAGGUUGUGGAAACGAAUUUUAGGUUGGUUACUAGAAAGGAGGAAGUAGAAAAAAUUAAAAAGGAUAAAAUUAAGGAAAAGAAAGUUGAAAUUGAAAUGGAUGAGAAUGGAAACCAAGGUAACGAUGAGGAAAGAGGAUUCACCCUUGAUUACUUCAUUAAUAAAAAUUCUCCUCGGAAGAGAACAAAAGAUCAAAUUAUGAAUGAACCAAAUCCACUGUUACCAAAUUAUAUAAAACUCCCAUAUCCCAUCAUUAAGAAGAGACUGGUACAAGAGGAUGAGGAAGGAAUGUUUGAGAGAUUUAUAAAAAUGUUGAAACAACUUCAGGAGGUGGGAGAAUCGUCGGAAGUUCCACCAAAGAUGAAUGAUCCAAGAGAGUUCAGCAUUACUUGCACCAUUGGAGGGGUAAAAAUCUCACAUGCUUUAUGUGACUUAGGAUCGAGCAUCAAUGUCAUGUCGUUGAGCAAGUUUAAGGAAUUGGAGAUAGGCGAGAUUGUACCCAACAACAUGACAUUAUCUUUGGUCGACUCAUUUGUGACUCGUCCGCUUGGUGUUGUACAAGAUGUUAUAGUUCAUGUCGAUGGUUUGACCUUUCCUGCAGGCUUUUUGGUAAUCGACAUGAAAAAUGAUUUGGAAGGGUCGGAGAUUCUCGGGCGCCCAUUCUUGGCAUCUGGGAAGGCAAAAAUAGAUGUGGAGACUGAUGAGUUAAUUUUGAAAUUUAAUAAGGAGAAGGUGGUGUUUCAUGCAUAUCAAUGGACACCAUAUGUGGAGGAUAUUGAUACAUGCUAUAAAUUGAAAGAGAAAGGUAGUGAAGUGUCCAAGAAUAUGAAAAAAGGAGUUUUUACCGGCGUGAGGAUUGCAAGUUCUAACUUUAUCAUUGAGUAA
Messenger RNA from Lathyrus oleraceus (garden pea), 1233 nucleotides. RefSeq lists its product as uncharacterized. Bases 1 to 1233 code for a protein of 410 amino acids. The transcript is spliced from 4 exons. The record is from RefSeq and is a predicted model, not a curated record. NCBI's taxonomy places the organism in Eukaryota, Viridiplantae, Streptophyta, Magnoliopsida, Fabales, Fabaceae.